CUGCAACCACACAUCCCAGCACUGAGAAUACAACCACUGCCAGCACCACAGACCCUAGCCUCGAGAAUACAACCACUGCCAGCACCACAGACCCCAGCACCGAGAACACAACCACUGGCAACACUGCAGAACCCAGCAGUGAAAACACAACCACUGGCAACACUGCAGAACCCGGCACCAAGAAUACAACCACUGGCAGUACCGCAAAUCCCAGCACUGGGAACACAACCACAGGCAGCACCACAGCCCCCAGCACCGGGAAUGAAACCACUGGCAGCACCACAGCCCCCAGCACCGGGAAUGAAACCACUGGCAGCACCACAGCCCCCAGCACCGGGAAUGAAACCACUGGCAGCACCACAGCCCCCAGCACCGGGAAUGAAACCACUGGCAGCACCACAGCCCCCAGCACCGGGAAUGAAACCACUGGCAGCACCACAGCCCCCAGCACCGGGAAUGAAACCACUGGCAGCACCACAGCCCCCAGCACCGGGAAUGAAACCACUGGCAGCACCACAGCCCCCAGCACCGGGAAUGAAACCACUGGCAGCACCACAGCCCCCAGCACCGGGAAUGAAACCACUGGCAGCACCACAGCCCCCAGCACCGGGAAUGAAACCACUGGCAGCACCACAGCCCCCAGCACCGGGAAUGAAACCACUGGCAGCACCACAGCCCCCAGCACCGGGAAUGAAACCACUGGCAGCACCACAGCCCCCAGCACCGGGAAUGAAACCACUGGCAGCACCACAGCCCCCAGCACCGGGAAUGAAACCACUGGCAGCACCACAGCCCCCAGCACCGGGAAUGAAACCACUGGGCAGCACCGCAGCCCCCAGCACCGGGAAUAAAACCACUGGCAGCACCACAGCCCCCAGCACCGGGAAUGAAACCACUGGCAGCACCAUAGCCCCCAGCACCGGGAACACAACCACUGGCAGCACCACAGCCCCCAGCAAUGAGGCCACAGCCCCCAGCAAUGGGACCACAGCUCCCAGCACUGGGAACACAACCACUGGUAGCACCACAGCUCCCAGCACUGGGAAUACAACCACCAGCAGCAUUGCAGCUCCCAACACUGGGACCGAAGCCCCCAGCACCGGGACAGCAACCACUGGCAGCACUGAAGCUCUCAAGACCACACCAGCUAACACGAGCACGAGCCCUGGGCACGAGCCCUUGGACACGAGCCCUGAGUCUACCGUGCCUGUGCUGCCUAGGACCUCCUCCUCCCCUCCGGCUAGCAACCAGACCCCUGUGGUGGCCCUGAACCUUCUCAGCUAUUCCCUCUCCUUCCACAUUGUCAACAAGGACUUCAAUGAGUCCCUGCAUGACACCAUAUCCUCCUACUACAAGCAGCUGGCAAGCACCAUCCACACCAUAUUCCAGAAGGUCUAUGCCUGCGACACGUGCCCCAACUGCGAGGACUACCAGGGCUACACCGGCCUCCAGUUCAGCCAGGGCUCUGUGGUUGUGCAAUGCAUCCAGCUGUAUAGGCAGAACAACACCAGCCUCAAUGCCAACAGCAUUGCCCUCCAGCUUGAAAAGAAGCUGAACAGUAACAAAGAGAUUGAAGGGCUCCAGAUAAAUGAUGUCCGAGCUGCUCCUGAAAGCUCUGCCCCACAGCCGGGGCCAGCACCAGCAUCCAUAGUGCCUGGCUGGGGCAUCGCCCUGCUCGUGCUGGUCUGCAUCCUGCUGGUGCUGAGCAUCAUCAUCUUCAUCCUGCUGAUCCUCUGCUCCUGCUGCAGAAGCCGCCGUGGGAAGCUGGACCUAUUCAGCUUGCAGGACUCCUACCACCCCAUGAGCGAGUACCCUACCUACCACACCCAUGGGCGCUACAUGGCACCUGCCACCAAACCCAACCCCUACAGUGAGGUCUCCGGCAACGGCUCCAGAGCCUUGUCCUACACCAACCCAGCGCUGUCGUCCGAGAACCUCUGAGGGGCGCGUGUCCAGGACAGGCGGGAGCGGGCUCCGGCCUGGGAUGGCUCCGGGCACAGCCGGGCAUGCGGGCAAGACCUCGGUGGCCUGGGGCAGGGGCCAUGGCACCUCGGGGCCUGCUCCUGCCCCGAUUCAGCCGAUGGGGCCGGCACAGCCCUGCGCAGCCCUGUCGUCCCUGCCCCUGCCCUACGUCGCUGGCCCCAGGGUGGUUCUGGAGCAGCUGGGUCUGAGCGCAUGAAGGAACCAGGCAAACAAGGGAUGGGAGAGGGGGCUGUGCCCUGCUGGCUGCCCUGCACCCCUGCCCCAUCCCUUGCCCAGCCCCAGGCACUGCCCCAUGGGUUCUGGGCUCAGGCUCUGCCUGUGCUGGCAGCUGGGCUCUGUGUGUGUGGAUGGGGCUGUGGGUGUGGGCGCCACACCGCGAGGGGUGGAGGGUGCUGGCAGUCCUGUAUUUAUAGCGUUUCACAAUAAAAAGGUCUGU
Messenger RNA from Alligator sinensis (Chinese alligator), 2419 nucleotides. It is a transcript of the gene MUC1, whose product is annotated as mucin 1, cell surface associated. NCBI's taxonomy places the organism in Eukaryota, Metazoa, Chordata, Crocodylia, Alligatoridae. Gene Ontology annotation, cellular component: apical plasma membrane. The transcript is spliced from 6 exons. Bases 262 to 1941 code for a protein of 559 amino acids. The record is from RefSeq and is a predicted model, not a curated record.